GCUCUCUCCGCCCUCCACAGGGCAGUGUUUUCAUCUCUCUGUAUCAUUCUCGCCAUCUGCUCUCCUCAGCCGUCGCCGCUGUGCUCUCUCCGUUCUCGGCUUUCCUCUUGGCCUCUGUCCGGGUCCAGCAGACAUGUCCGAGCAGAGCAGCAGUCGAUACCAGCAGUUACAGAAUGAAGAAGACCCUGUAGAAAACCCUCAGGCAACACCCGAUGCUCCACCUCCAUACAGCAGCAUUGCUGGAGAGAAUGCAGCAUUUUUUGACUACAAAGAUGAGCCUGGAUUUCCCAAACCACCAUCAUACAAUGUGGCAACAUCGCUCCCUAGUUAUGAUGAAGCAGAGAGGACUAAGGCAGAAGCCACAAUACCCCUGGUUACUGGAAGAGAUGACGAUUUUGUGGCAAGGGAUGAUUUUGAUGAUGCAGACCAGCUCAGGAUAGGAAACGAUGGAAUAUUUAUGCUCACGUUUUUUAUGGCGUUCCUGUUUAACUGGAUUGGAUUCUUCCUCUCAUUCUGUCUUACAACUUCAGCAGCAGGAAGGUAUGGGGCCAUUUCUGGAUUUGGCCUCUCCUUGAUUAAAUGGAUCUUAAUUGUCCGAUUUUCUACUUACUUUCCUGGAUAUUUUGAUGGACAGUACUGGCUCUGGUGGGUGUUCCUGGUACUGGGUUUCCUCUUGUUUCUUAGAGGCUUCAUUAAUUAUGCCAAGGUUCGAAAGAUGCCAGAAAACUUCUCCACUCUUCCCAGAACCAGGGUUCUCUUUAUUUAUUAAAGUGUUUUUAUCCCUGCCUUCCUGCCUCUACAGAAAUCCCACGCCUACUGACGGACGGCAAUGGCACCUGCAGGAAGAGCGUUCCAACCAUCAAAGAGAGAAAAAAUAUCUGCUGUAUAAAGAAAUGAAAGAAGUCCUUUAAAAUAACUAAACAUCCAUAGGCAAUGUUACUGUCCAAAGGAAGAAGAAGAUUAGCAUUUCCUUUUGUUUUUAGGUGUAAACUUUGAAUAGUUUUUGCAGAAUUUUGUUGUUAUUCUUCUGGAAUCAUUAGUGGCUACUGUUUAAAUCAAAGCUAUUGCAAUCAAGUUUGUGAAGUACUAAUAAAGCCUUAUAUAUUGUUUGUAAAAUACCGGGAGAACAUUGACCUGCACUCCUUCUGCCAGCAGAGGGCAGUCUAACUCUGUCUUGUUUUUCCAUAGUCUUCAUUCAACUGCCGUAGAGAUGUUUUUCGUGUAUUGUAUUGUGUUCUGCUUUGGGAAGUAUAAAAGGCCUUAGACAUUGACAUAUAGUUCUUAAUUUUGCAGUGCAAUUUCUAGAUUACACUAGAUUUGUUUUUUGCAAAUGAAGAAUAUUAGGAAUUAAGACACACUAUUCCUAGAUCUCCAUAUAGGCAUUCACAUUAAAUUGUUACCUGUCAUUUCAGCACAGUGGACUAACCAUAUGCAACCUUUCAAUUUGCUACUUGGCACGCCAGAUAUCAUGAGAGGUUUCAAACUCGUGAAUGUUUUACAAAUGGUGGCCUCUGUUGUAUACAGGUACAGUUUAAAUGUGGGGCUAUUAAACCCAAGAUGAGCUACUGAAAUUCUGCGAGUCCCGCAUGAAUCAUUGUCAACUCAAGAUAUGUCUUUAUUGAUACGUUCUUGUUUCUUUAGUUCAUGACCGUGCGAGUGAACUAACAAUAGCUCCGUUAUAGACCUCAAAUAAAGAAUUGUUUUCUUAAAGGGAGUUUAGUCUGUUAAAAAAAAAUAGUGGCUAUAUGUGCAGAGAUUGUAAAUAUCUACUUGCAUAUAUUGGAAGACAUGCACAGAUGUAGCAAAUGUUAAUUCGGCACUUACAGCUAAAAUACACAGUUGCAGCAAACUUUAAUAUAACUUUUCAACAGCUUUUGCUGUGUUAAUUGUUGAAUUAAAGCAGCGGUCUAGGCCUGAUGUACUUACCAUAUAUAUAUAUAUAUCAUGCUCCAUUUUAUGAUUUGCAGCAUGUUUUCAGAUAACAUUAGUAGAGAAUGCACUGGUCGUUUUUACCACUGCAAGGCUGGAAUCACACCUGUACUUUUUGGUGCCAUUUUUUGAGUCAAGCUUGGGGGUGAAUACAAAAGAGACGCUUAUCGGUCUUCUUUAGUAAUUUCUUUUUGGAUCAACUUCUGGCUUUGGCUCAGAAAACUCCGGCUAUUGUGAUUCAGCGUGAUAUAAGAAAGGAAAUAGACAACUGCUGCAUGUAAUAUUUAGCUAAGAGGAAGUUCCCAAUUGUUUGCUUUUGUCUAUAGUGCACCCAAUGAAUCAUUUUUCUUUUAUGUCAAUGGCAACUGAUGACUUGUGGAACAUAUGAUAAAACUGGAUGAACUGAAAGUAGCCAGUGGGCUGCACUAUGAUAGCCCAAAAGCUUGACUAUUCAAACUGGAAUCUAAUCCAUACAAAUGUUUUAAUAAGAAUCAUGCUGAAAAACCAUACAAGUGGAAACCCCUUACAAGAGUACAUAUUUAAUGAGGAAAUCCAGCAAAAAUGAUCUCAUGACAUGUCAUAUGGAGAAAUAUAUGGCCUUGGGCCUCCACUAAUUUCUGGAAAGAAAUAGUUGUCACCACUAGAGCAACCAGUUCCUUUAUAUAGUGUUGCCAUGAGAGCUUUCCAGUGAUGCAACAAGAGGUUUGGCUCUUCUGGAUUUGGAGGAUGUCUGAGCUCUAAGAUGCUACUGAUGUGAUCUGAUAGGUCUCCAUGACUUGUCAGAAGAUCACUUCCAGGUUGGUUUCUCCUUUAAGUAUAAAUGAUCCUUUUCUAAUCUUCUCUGGUAAUAAGAUGUUACAAAUGCCACUGUCAAUUUGCAUAUUAAUAUAUGGUUGAAGCACCCAUGGUUAGAGAACCAAUAUUCUUGAAUUUAUGGUAUCUCAUGUCUAUAAUGCUAACUGUAUUGAUGGAUGUGCUUUCUCGAAUACUGGUUCUUCUGUAUUUUCCAAGACCUACAUGUUAAAAUUAGAUGUUUAAGUUAUCAAGUAACUUAUUGUGUAGAAAAGCCAUGACUUUGCAGUUCUAGUCAGCAAAUUAUUUUCAGCCAAAAAAUGGAGGUAGACUGUUGAAUGAAUGUGAUACUACAAAUGUAUGGUAUUAUAUGGCAGUCGCCAACAGAAAAAGAUAGCAUCUCUACUCAAGGUACACUCUGCUGUCCUUGGCUUUAGUCGGCACAUUGGGACCUGACAUACCCAAUCAACCUGGGAAAUAACUAGCUGGAUGUACUUUUUAUUUAACAUGGGGUCCAGCUGUCUAUUAUCGAUUGGGUGGGUGAUACAUUACCUACAUGUACUUUCAUGUGCUUUUAAAGUCUGUAAGCAAAGCAUUGCAUUGCAUUUUGUGUAGACUGAUAUGCACCUUUAUUUGCCAUGAGGCAAUUCACUUUAAAAUUUUACUAUGUUAAAAGUGUAAAUAUAGCAGAACAUUAAUAAAUGUCACUUAUGUAGCA
This is a messenger RNA of Bufo gargarizans (Asiatic toad), 3439 nucleotides long. RefSeq names its product Nedd4 family interacting protein 1 (gene NDFIP1). Gene Ontology annotation, biological process: vacuolar transport; ubiquitin-dependent protein catabolic process; metal ion transport. The transcript is spliced from 8 exons. Gene Ontology annotation, cellular component: endoplasmic reticulum; Golgi apparatus; perinuclear region of cytoplasm. Gene Ontology annotation, molecular function: WW domain binding. The record is from RefSeq and is a predicted model, not a curated record. The coding region runs from base 134 to 769 and encodes 211 amino acids. NCBI's taxonomy places the organism in Eukaryota, Metazoa, Chordata, Amphibia, Anura, Bufonidae.